Molecule: messenger RNA, 453 nt
Organism: Penicillium soppii
Lineage: Eukaryota; Fungi; Ascomycota; Eurotiomycetes; Eurotiales; Aspergillaceae
Exons: 1
Coding region: 1-453 (150 amino acids)
Source: RefSeq, a predicted model, not a curated record
AUGGCACAGAUGAAUGAGCGCGAGCAGCGCGAUCACAUGCUGCACGCAAUUCACCGUCAAAUUGAAUAUCUCCGAACCAACCCCGAGGCCCGUCCCCGGGUGAUCGGGAGGCUAGAAGCCCUAUUACGGCUUGCGCGUGCUGAUGCACAGGUUGGAAAUACAUCACGGCUCGGGCAGCUCUCAUUGACUUUGCAGAAGGAGCUCCCUGGGCAAAUUGCACUUCUCAAAAGUGACGCGAACAAUGAUCGAAAGGUUGCAGAUGCCCUCGCCCGAAUGGCACUCGGUGUAUCUUUGCUUUUCCGUUCUGCAUACAAAGAGUAUGACUUCGAUCAACCCAGAAAUCACAUCGAGGAAAUUACACUUACUGAAGAUUAUGGCAUGCAAGAUGAGGAUGAUCUCACCAGCAUAGUCUUUGGAUCAUACUUGGCGAGACUUGCAGGACAAAAUUUAUAG